Molecule: messenger RNA, 615 nt
Organism: Trichomonas vaginalis G3
Lineage: Eukaryota; Parabasalia; Trichomonadida; Trichomonadidae
Exons: 1
Coding region: 1-615 (204 amino acids)
Source: RefSeq, a predicted model, not a curated record
AUGGAGUUUGAAAUAGAUGACAAAAGAAGUUUUAUAACAUUUCCUAACAGAGCAGAGUAUAGAAUAGAUAAAAUUGCUGGAGUCAUAGAUACUCUCAUAAAUGAAGAAACUAUUGACAACAUAGAUGUCGAACUCUCUUCUGAGGGAACAUUGAAGUUCAGUAGCAAGAAAGAGUUUAAGAUAACACGAAUGAGUCAUAGAGUACAACUUCUUCUGGGAGCAUACCAUAUGACAUUUCCUUUGAAAAGUGUUGACAAAACGAUUGAGAUGAAAUCUGUUCCAUACGUAUGUUAUGGUAAUUGUUUGUACGUUGAGUCAAAAAUAGCUAAUGUCACAGGUAUUUCAGGAGUUAAUAGUAAAGGUUCAGUAGAAUAUAAAUCCUUCUGUUAUGCAGUCAAUUCAAUGUUCAUUCCAAACGUUCCUGUCAUAGCAACUCAUUUAGGUAAAUGGGUUCGCAUUAGUCCUCAUAAUUUGAAAGACAUGCAAUUCAGACUUGUUGACUUUCAAGGAGAGCCUGUAGAACUGAAGGCACCAGUGCGAAUGACUGUUGAAGUUGACUUUUUAGAAAAUAUUAAAUGCAACAGCUUACAAGAGAACUCAGAGCUAAAAAUAUAA